Molecule: messenger RNA, 5997 nt
Organism: Andrographis paniculata
Lineage: Eukaryota; Viridiplantae; Streptophyta; Magnoliopsida; Lamiales; Acanthaceae
Product: clathrin heavy chain 2-like
Exons: 30
Coding region: 191-5305 (1704 amino acids)
Biological process (GO): intracellular protein transport; receptor-mediated endocytosis
Cellular component (GO): plasma membrane; clathrin complex; clathrin coat of trans-Golgi network vesicle
Molecular function (GO): clathrin light chain binding; structural molecule activity
Source: RefSeq, a predicted model, not a curated record
UGAGGCUUGUUUGGACGUUCUUUCUGGAGGAAACCCCUCUGUCUAAAGAUCUUUCUCAUUCGGUGCAAGGGAAAAAUUCGAGGUUCUCUGCAGAUCUUGGGGGGCGUUUGAUCGUUUUUGGCGGUUGAUUCAGCCGUUCAUUAUUUCCAGAUCCGGAGUUUCCAUCUCCUGGCUUUGAUCUUCGCCAGUUAUGGCGGCCACCAGCGCUCCGAUCACAAUGAAGGAAGCCCUCACGCUGACAAGCAUAGGGAUCAAUCAGCAGUUUAUUACUUUCACAAAUGUGACUAUGGAAUCUGAAAAUUAUAUAUGCGUUCGGGAGACUGCACCUCAGAACAGUGUGGUAAUUAUAGAUAUGAACAUGCCAACGCAGCCACUGAGGCGGCCAAUUACUGCUGACUCUGCAUUGAUGAAUCCGAAUUCCAGAAUUUUAGCCCUAAAAGCUCACCUUCCUGGGACUACACAAGAUCACUUGCAAAUAUUUAACAUUGAGGCAAAAGCAAAACUGAAGUCUCAUCAGAUGCCUGAGCAGGUUGUAUUUUGGAAGUGGAUCACUCCUAAGAUGAUGGGUUUAGUUACACAAUCCUCAGUAUAUCAUUGGUCGAUAGAAGGUGAUUCUGAACCUGUUAAGAUGUUUAAUAGAACUGCCAAUCUCGCCAACAACCAAAUAAUCAAUUAUAAAUGUGAUCCUUCAGAAAAGUGGUUGGUUUUGAUUGGGAUUGCUCCUGGUUCCCCUGAGCGUCCACAACUGGUCAAAGGAAAUAUGCAGUUGUUCUCGGUUGACCAACAGCGUAGUCAAGCUCUUGAAGCACAUGCUGCAUCAUUUGCCACUUUAAGAGUACCAGGGAAUGAUAAGGAUUCCAUUCUUAUUUCCUUUGCUUCAAAAACCUGUAAUGCCGGUCAGAUUACAUCCAAAUUGCAUGUCAUUGAGCUUGGUGCUCAGCCAGGGAAACCAUCUUUUACGAAAAAGCAAGCAGAUCUGUUCUUCCCACCUGAUUUUGCUGAUGACUUUCCUGUGGCCAUGCAGAUAUCACAUAAAUAUGGUCUUAUAUAUGUGAUAACAAAGCUUGGCCUCCUGUUUGUAUAUGAUUUAGAGACGGCCACAGCUGUAUAUAGAAAUAGAAUUAGUUCAGAUCCGAUAUUUCUGACAUCAGAAGCUUCAUCUGUUGGAGGUUUCUAUGCAAUCAAUCGAAAAGGCCAGGUGUUACUUGCUACAGUGAAUGAAGCAACUAUUAUCCCUUUUGUCAGUGGCCAAUUAAAUAAUCUUGAACUUGCUGUCAAUCUUGCCAAAAGAGGGAAUCUACCUGGUGCAGAGAACUUGGUUGUUCAGCGUUUCCAAGAACUGUUUGCUCAGACAAAGUAUAAAGAGGCUGCUGAGCUUGCUGCAGAGUCUCCGCAAGGCAUCCUUCGGACACCUGAAACUGUUGCCAAAUUUCAGAGUGUUCCUGUACAAGCUGGGCAAACUCCACCAUUACUGCAAUAUUUUGGAACUUUAUUAACCAAAGGAAAGCUCAAUGCAUUCGAGUCUUUGGAGUUAUCUCGUCUGGUUGUUAACCAGAACAAGAAGAAUCUAUUGGAGAAUUGGUUGGCUGAGGAUAAACUCGAAUGCAGUGAGGAUCUUGGAGACCUUGUUAAGACUGUUGACAAUGAUCUUGCACUGAAAAUAUAUAUCAAAGCCAGAGCUACACCAAAAGUUGUGGCAGCUUUUGCGGAGCGCCGGGAGUUUGACAAAAUUUUGAUAUACUCAAAGCAGGUUGGCUACACACCAGACUAUUUGUUCCUUCUGCAAACCAUAUUGCGUACUGAUUCUCAGGGAGCUGUUAAUUUUGCUUUGAUGAUGUCUCAAAUGGAGGGUGGCUGUCCAGUUGAUUACAAUACUAUCACUGAUCUCUUUCUACAGCGGAACAUGAUUCGUGAAGCAACAGCAUUUCUGCUGGAUGUUCUGAAGCCAAAUUUGCCAGAGCAUUCAUAUCUUCAGACUAAGGUCCUCGAGAUAAAUCUUGUCACAUUUCCAAAUGUUGCUGAUGCGAUUUUGGCCAAUGGAAUGUUUACUCACUAUGACAGGCCUGUUAUAGGACAGCUUUGUGAGAAAGCUGGUCUAUACAUCAGGGCACUUCAGCAUUACUCAGAAUUGCCUGACAUCAAACGUGUCAUUGUGAAUACUCAUGCAAUUGAGCCACAGAAUCUUGUGGAGUUCUUUGGGACACUUUCCAAGGAAUGGGCACUGGAGUGUAUGAAGGAUCUUUUAUUGGUCAACUUAAGAGGAAAUCUUCAGAUAAUUGUUCAGGUUGCCAAAGAAUACUGUGAACAAUUGGGAGUUGAAGAAUGCAUUAAGCUCUUUGAGAAGUUUAAAUCAUACGAAGGGUUGUACUUCUUCUUGGGUUCAUAUCUUAGCUCCAGUGAGGAUCCUGAGAUCCACUUCAAGUACAUUGAAGCAGCUGCCAAGACUGGGCAAAUUAAAGAGGUGGAGCGUGUAACAAGAGAAUCCGAUUUCUAUGAUCCUGAAAAGACUAAGAAUUUUCUGAUGGAAGCAAAGCUUCCUGAUGCACGGCCAUUGAUUAAUGUUUGUGACCGCUUUGGUUUUGUGCCUGACCUCACACAUUAUCUGUACUCAAACAACAUGCUUCGCUAUAUUGAGGGUUACGUGCAGAAGGUCAAUCCAGGGAAUGCUCCGUUAGUUGUUGGGCAGCUCUUAGAUGAUGAGUGCCCUGAAGAUUUUAUUAAAGGUCUUAUACUUUCUGUCCGUUCUCUGCUUCCAGUUGAACCUCUGGUGGAGCAAUGUGAGAAAAGGAAUCGUCUUCGUCUGCUUACUCAGUUCUUGGAGCAUCUUGUCAGUGAAGGAAGCCAAGAUGUGCAUGUCCACAAUGCUUUGGGUAAAAUCAUAAUCGACAGCAACAAUAAUCCAGAACACUUCCUCACCACGAACCCAUACUAUGAUUCACGUGUUGUUGGUAAAUAUUGUGAGAAGCGUGAUCCUACCCUCGCUGUCGUUGCAUACCAAAGAGGUCAAUGUGAUGAUGAACUUGUUAAUGUGACAAAUAAGAACUCUUUGUUCAAGCUUCAAGCUAGGUAUGUAGUUGAAAGAAUGGAUGCUGAUCUCUGGGCAAAAGUUCUUGAUCCUGAAAAUGAGUUUAGAAGGUUGCUCAUUGAUCAGGUUGUAUCUACUGCUUUACCUGAAAGCCAAAGCCCAGAGCAAGUUUCCGCGACUGUUAAAGCUUUUAUGACUGCUGAUCUUCCCCAUGAACUAAUUGAAUUACUUGAAAAGAUCGUGCUUCAAAAUUCUGCAUUCAGCGGAAACUUCAACCUGCAGAAUUUACUUAUCUUGACCGCAAUCAAGGCUGAUCCAUCCAGGGUUAUGGACUAUAUUAAUAGACUUGAUAACUUUGAUGGCCCAGCUGUUGGUGAAGUGGCUGUGGAAGCUCAAUUGUAUGAAGAAGCAUUUGCUAUAUUCAAGAAGUUCAAUUUGAAUGUCCGGGCUGUUAAUGUGUUAUUGGAUAACAUUCGUGAUAUCAACCGAGCUGUAGAAUUUGCUUAUCGUGUUGAAGAGGAUGCUGUUUGGAGUGAAGUUGCUAAAGCGCAACUUCGGGAAGGAAUGGUGAGUGAUGCAAUUGAGUCAUUUAUUCGUGCUGAUGAUGCCACUCAAUUCCUGGAAGUAAUUCGAGCUGCAGAAGAAGCGAAUGUGUACCAUGACUUGGUGAAAUAUCUUAUCAUGGUUAGGGAAAAGGCGAGGGAACCUAAAGUGGACAGUGAGCUCAUUUAUGCAUAUGCUAGGAUAGAUGGGCUCGGAGAAAUUGAAGAAUUUAUUCUUAUGCCAAAUGUUGCCAACCUACCUAAUGUUGGUGAUCGCUUGUAUGAUGAAGCUCUAUAUGAGGCUGCGAAGAUUAUAUUCGCUUUUAUAUCUAACUGGGGCAAGUUGGCAAUUACACUAGUGAAGUUAAAUCAAUUCCAAGGUGCUGUGGAUGCAGCACGGAAGGCAAAUAGUGCAAAGACAUGGAAGGAAGUCUGUUUUGCUUGUGUGGAUGCUGAGGAGUUCCGCUUGGCCCAGAUUUGUGGCCUCAAUAUCAUUAUACAGGUGGAUGACCUUGAGGAGGUUAGUGAAUACUAUCAAAACAGAGGAUGCUUUAACGAGCUUAUAUCUCUUAUGGAGAGUGGUCUAGGUUUAGAACGUGCUCACAUGGGUAUCUUCACAGAGCUGGGUGUCCUGUAUGCCAGAUACCGCCAUGACAAGCUCAUGGAGCACAUCAAACUGUUCUCUACUCGUCUCAAUAUUCCCAAGCUGAUCCGAGCAUGUGAUGAACAACAACACUGGAAAGAACUUACCUACUUAUACAUUCAAUAUGAUGAAUUUGAUAAUGCCGCAACAACUGUCAUGAAUCAUUCUCCAGAAGCCUGGGAACACAUGCAAUUCAAAGAUAUCAUUGUCAAAGUUGCCAAUGUGGAGCUGUAUUAUAAGGCUGUGCACUUCUAUUUGCAAGAGCACCCUGAUCUUAUAAAUGAUGUUCUGAAUGUUCUUGCUCUUCGUCUGGAUCACACUCGUGUUGUGGACAUUAUGAGAAAGGCGGGUCACUUGCGCCUUAUUAAACCAUAUAUGGUAGCAGUUCAGAGCAAUAAUGUGUCGGCUGUGAAUGAAGCUCUAAAUGAAACUUAUGUCGAGGAGGAAGAUUAUGACAGACUACGGGAAUCAAUUGAUUUACAUGAUAACUUUGAUCAGAUUGGCCUUGCUCAAAAGAUUGAAAAGCACGAACUGCUUGAGAUGAGGCGUGUUGCAGCGUACAUAUACAAGAAGGCUGGCAAAUGGAAGCAGUCUAUUGCCUUGUCGAAAAAAGAUAGCCUUUAUAAAGAUGCAAUAGAAACAGCUUCGCAAUCUGGUGAUCGUGAACUAGCUGAGGAGUUGCUUGUUUACUUAAUUGAACAGGGAAAGAAGGAGUGCUUUGCCUCAUGCCUCUUUGUUUGUUACGAUUUGAUCCGUCCGGAUUGUGCACUCGAACUUGCCUGGAUAAAUAACAUGAUAGACUUUACUUUUCCAUAUUUGUUACAGUUUAUCCGAGAAUAUAGUGGCAAAGUUGAUGAACUAAUCAAGGAUAAGAUAGAGAAUGCAAGUAAAGAAAAAGCUAAAGACGAGGAGGAGAAGGAUGUUGUGAAGCAACAAAAUAUGUACGCCCAGUUGCUGCCCCUUGCUUUACCCGCUCCAACUAUGCCGGGUAUGGGCGGGGGUUUCAAUUCAGGGCCACCCCCACCACUGCCCAUGGGCAUCCCAGGCAUGCCUCCAAUGUCCCAGUUUGGAAUGCCACCAAUGGGGUCUUACUAACUGCUCAUUUGGCGGGGAAUUUCUCUAAACACCGUGUGAAUGCCUUGCGAGACAACAAUUUGGUAUUUUUCUGGUUCCUUCACAUUUGUCUGUCACACAGCCUUUUGGUUUCUUUUGUUUUGUUUUCUUGGUACAAAUUAGAGAAUAAUAAUAAUAAUAAUAAUAAUAAUAAUGUGGAGUCCCAUAGGAUAGGAAAGGGUUGGGGAUAGAGGGAUAUAUUGGUUGUGGCAUUCUUUGGUGGUGAAUAGUGAAUAAUAUGUUUUGCAGAGCGUUAGGCAACAUUAGCAUUAGCAUUAGCACUAGCACUAGCACUAGCACUAGCACUAGCAUUGCAAGCUGACGUUAUAUUUGAAAGCAAAGAAUAGAAGCAUGAGAUUAUAAUUAGACAACUACUUCUGGUUUUGGUGGCCAUUUCUUGUUUGUUUGAUAUCUUUCUAUGUAAUAUAGUCCAAUUUUGUUUUCAUAUGGAAAUCCAUUAUGCUGUUAUGCAUGCUUUCGGUAUCAAUAUUGUGUUUAAUUCAUCUUUUUUGCUCAAAACAGAUAUAUAUAGAUAAAUGCAUUCAGAAAUAAAUUUGUAUUUGUUAUGUGUAAUUAUGCCCACAAUCACAUUAAGGAUCAAGUGUAUUGUUAUUACUAUUUGGGUCUUGAUUGGAUUUUCAAGGUUAUUUUUUAUUUAAAUAAAUAUUAAAUAU